AUGCCAAAAAAAUUAUUUGUUACAAUUUUGAUGUUGAGCUGUCUUCAAGUUGUGAUACUUGAUAAAGGUACAGGCACAUCCACUGAUGACAGCUUAAACAUAGUCUCCACUGGUGAAAAAACAGCUGCUUACUGGUUAGCACAGGCAAGAGCAGCUGUUGAAGCUAAAGCAAAUCGUGCUCGAAACACCAAAAAAGCUAAGAACGUGAUUAUGUUCCUUGGCGAUGGAAUGAGCCAUCAAACGAUUGCUGCUGCACGACUUGCUUUAGGUAAUGAAAACAAGAAGUUAUCAUUCGAAUCAUUUCCAUCUGUUGGAAGUUCAAAAACAUUCUGUGUUGAUGUUCAAGUUGCAGACUCUGCAUGUACUUCCACAGCUUAUUUGAAUGGAGUCAAAGCAAAUUUCUUAACGAUUGGAGUCAAUCCAAAUGCAAAGUAUAAGAACUGCAAUGAUAAUGUUGAUCGCACAAAAUGGACAAGCUCAAUUGCUCAAUGGUUUCAAAAUGCAGGAAGAAGUGCUGGAAUUGUCACAACAACGAGAAUCACUCAUGCAUCUCCAGCUGGUGCUUUUGCUCACAUCACAGAUCGUAACUGGGAAGCUAAUGUAAAUGUGUCAUCGGGUGGAUGUGACGACAAUAUCGUUGAUGAUAUUUCUGAACAGCUAGUCAACGGUGAAGUUGGAUCAAAAUUUAAAGUUAUUCUUGGUGGGGGUUCUGAAAAUUUUAUUGAUUCGUCAUUUACUGAGCAUGGAGUCAGUGGAAUGAGAUCAGAUGGAAAGAAUUUAAUUAAUGAAUGGACAUCUAAGAGUAAUAAGAGAAGUUUCGUCCGUAAUCGAUCAGAAAUGAUGGCAGUUGAUCCAAAAAAAGUUGAUCAGCUAUUUGGGCUAUUUCAUUCAGAUCAUAUUCCAUAUCAUUUGGAAACAGUCAGCAAGAAUGAACAGUCAAUUUACCCAACAAUCACUGAGAUGACAAUGAAAGCUAUUGACAUGCUAAGUACUGACACUGAUGGAUACUUUUUGUUCGUAGAAGGUGGUAAAAUUGACCAUGGACAUCAUGCAACGCAGGCAAGAUAUGCAAUUGACGAAACCAUUGAGUUUUCGAAAGCUAUUCAAGCUACUGUGGAUAGAGUCAAUCUUGAUGAAACUUUAAUUGUUGUGACAGCUGAUCAUGGUCAUGUAAUGAGCUAUUCUGGAAAUGCUCCUCGUGGAAAUGACAUUUUCUCAACUGCUGGCACUGCUGAUGAUGCUAUGAAGUACUAUACAUUAUCUUAUGCUAAUGGACCAGGAUAUUUCUUCAAUCGCAAACCAGGUGCUCGUGUAGAUCCAGCAACUCAACAGUCAACAGCAAAUAGCUUUUUAUUUCCAGCAAUGGCUCCAAAUGAAAUAGAAACGCAUGGCGGUGAUGAUGUUGGAAUAUUUGCGACUGGACCGAAUGCACAUCUGUUCACUGGUGUUAUGGAGCAAUAUAUAAUUCCUCAUAAGAUGGCUUACAUAAGUUGUGUUGGAAGUGGAACCACGUUGUGCAGUUAAAAUGGUUUUCUUAGGGGUCGUUCAAUUAUGACGUCUGAAAUUAACGGUCAUUUUUCAAAAAAGAACAUUAGAUUUCCUGGA
Messenger RNA from Chironomus riparius, 1605 nucleotides. The record is from the annotation of a GenBank genome assembly. NCBI's taxonomy places the organism in Eukaryota, Metazoa, Arthropoda, Insecta, Diptera, Chironomidae.